UUCGGACCCCCCCCCCCCGCCGCCAGCUUUUGGUGUGUCGGCCAGCUAGCCCGCCUGCCUGCCACCUCGCCUCUCCAUUGCCACCAAUACAAUUCCCCGGGUCGGCAGCACUUGCCUUUUCUCUUGUGGCGGUUUUCCUUUGUCUGCACCACAACUACUCCUGGAUUUCGGCCAUUUCGCCCUCCGGCGCCUCUCUACUCCGCCUCAACGCUCGCUCCAUCGGACAUUUCACUUCUUAAACGUUGCCGCACUCAUCCAUCGUCGAAGAUGAACAGGCAUUAUCCUCAUAUGCACCCUGCGACGAUGGACGUGGUUGCUGGUGGUCCCGCUGCAACCAUGCGGCCGGCCGCCUCUGCAUCAAAUUCCCUCGACGAUAGCCUAACAGAUAUUGGCUGGGUCUCAGAGACACACGCCGGUACACAUGACUGCUUGUCUACGCCCAUGAAGCGGAAACCUCGAACAGCGCAGCUCUCAGAUCUUGCCACAUCCGAACACGUUAUUGACAUCAUCCGCGCCGCAGACUUGAGCGAGUAUGAUGACAAGAAGCCGCCGUUCAGUUACGCAACCCUCAUUGUGGCGGUGAUUGCCGUGAGCAGAAAGGGACAGCUCACCCUCAACGAAAUUUACAAGGGCCUCUGCAGCAUGUUCCCGUACUUUGCAACAACACAAUCUGGAUGGAAGAACUCCAUCCGGCACAAUCUGAGUCUCCACAAGUACUUCAAGCGGGUGCCCAAGAAAGAGGGCGAGCCGGGCAAAGGAUCAUACUGGACCGUCAACUGCGAGGAAUUCGUAGAAGCACAAAACGCCAUCCGUCCAACCGCACCCAACAUCAAGGUGUGUGAUGACGAUAUGCUGGUGCCGCAGCCUGAGUUUGAGCUCUCCUAUGCCAACGACUCUGGCUUGCACUCGUCCACAUACGGCAUGGAUGGCUCAUAUGUGAGCAGCAACGCCACCUUCCACCAACAAGGCCACAUCCACCCCGCACACCCCUCCGCAACACCACCAGCUGCCAUGUACUUUUCGACGCCUGCUGCGUCUGGCACGAGCAUACCCAGGACGCACGACGCGUCAUCAUCAUCAGCAGUACACCGCCAACGACCAGCAAGCGCAACACCGACAUGCACACAAAACGCCGGCACAUCACAACUCCAGCAGUGCCAUCAGCAGCAGCACGAAGCAAUACAGCGCUCCCUGUCCUGUGCGAGCGCACCCCCGAGCAUGCACGACUCCCCAUACUCGCUCGGCCACUUCCAACUACCACAGCAGCAGCACCAACAACAGCAGCAGGCGAAGCACAACAGCGGCAGCGCGCGCGAUGACGAAAACAAAGGCAGCAGCACCAGGAGAAGCAGCGGCAGCAAGGGCCACAGCAAAAGUCGCAAGAGCAAGAAGAAGUCCAAACACUCGCGGCACAAGAAGCACGGCACACGCGUGCUCGCUGAUCGCACCAACACCAUGUCACGGCAUGGUAAUGACAGUGGCAUGGACACAAGGGAGGAUGGGCUCGCGUGCAAGGCGCCAAAGGUUAACACCGCUCCAACACACGCACGCAACUGGCAGCAACAGCAACCGCGCAUGCACGCGUUUGGUGGGGCUCACCAGCACCCUUCCGCCGCGCUUCCCAGCCCACUGGCACAGCCUGGCACCACAAGUUCGCCUUCCUGUGCUGUUGGCCUCGUAUUCUCGUCUCCGCAGGGCAAAUCCGCCCGCAAACAUGCGCAACAACAGCGCAAGGACAAGUCACGUGGCGGCCGCGGCACCACCAGCGGAACCAACAGCAGCUCACACCUUGCACAUGCGCAGCAAGCGGUGGUGAAAACCGAGCCCAUGUCCGAUGUCAGCGAGCCCAUCCAGCAGCAGGGCGGUGAAGGUGAAGCGCAGGAAUCGGUGGUGGCAGGCGCAGACAUGUCUUCGGCAGUUCCCAUGACACCACCACGCCUCAUGGGCGUGGACGUUGGGUUCUUCACGUCGCCCGUCGCUGCCACGCACGGCGCGUUUAUGCUCUCCUCCCCUCAGGCACGGGGCUACUUCCAGCACUCGUACGCUCACGCCUCGGGCCAAACCACAUACCCUCAGCAACCGCAGCAACACCAACAACAGCAGCAACAGCAGCAACAACAAUACCAGCAGUAUCAAUACCACCAGUACAUGUCUCAACAGUACUCGCAGCAGCCGAUGCAAUCCACAUCGGCAUACCCGCCGCAGUCGCAGCAGCUGCUUGGCACGCCUGGGCGGGGUGGGCUGUUUAUGGUCCCACACUCGCCCAUCCGCUUCCUUGGCUCGCCCGCGCGUGGUGGUGUGCCCGAUUUCGUUGCUUCCUCCCCUAUGAGGGGAUACCAGCUCUUCUGAGCGUGCACAUGUGUGCGCUCUCUGUGUGUGCUGUGUGUGCUGUGU
Molecule: messenger RNA, 2394 nt
Organism: Salpingoeca rosetta
Lineage: Eukaryota; Choanoflagellata; Craspedida; Salpingoecidae
Exons: 4
Coding region: 268-2349 (693 amino acids)
Biological process (GO): regulation of transcription by RNA polymerase II
Cellular component (GO): nucleus
Molecular function (GO): DNA-binding transcription factor activity, RNA polymerase II-specific; RNA polymerase II cis-regulatory region sequence-specific DNA binding
Source: RefSeq, a predicted model, not a curated record